This is a messenger RNA of Ctenopharyngodon idella (grass carp), 3831 nucleotides long. RefSeq names its product protein phosphatase 1B-like. Gene Ontology annotation, biological process: positive regulation of canonical NF-kappaB signal transduction; positive regulation of canonical Wnt signaling pathway; protein dephosphorylation. The record is from RefSeq and is a predicted model, not a curated record. The transcript has 7 exons. Gene Ontology annotation, molecular function: magnesium ion binding; protein serine/threonine phosphatase activity; manganese ion binding. Lineage: Eukaryota; Metazoa; Chordata; Actinopteri; Cypriniformes; Xenocyprididae. Gene Ontology annotation, cellular component: cytosol; nucleus. The coding region runs from base 495 to 1919 and encodes 474 amino acids.
UUGAAGAAACUAUCCCUCCCCUCCAUCAAGACGCACAAGACACUGAACCAAAGGAUAUCUUGGCCUCCCUACAGAAGCUGAUUAUUCGGAUCUAUGUAAUGAUUUAUCCCACACCAUGAUCCCAUAUUGAUACGAAACUUAGAAAGAUUUAGUCAAUAAGUGGAUAGAUUUGUUCAGGGAUAUCUGCGUUGGCGUCAAACAUGCGCAAAAAUUCACGCUAUCAAAGCAGAGAAUCACCGUAAACGGAAUGAUCGUUUCUCACGUGAAGUCACCCUGAUUGUUUGUUUUUAAAGGAAACGACAAGCAUACCGACUCCGAAAAUAUCCGCAACCAAGAGACCGAAGUGGAAACGAACGCUGACAUCCUCAGUAUAUCUGGAAAUGUUCACAUAGGAACUUCUCCUUUGCGUGCCUGAGCACCACCAUUGUGCCGAGAAGGAAACGAGUGUCUGCUGCGAGUGUGUCUGAAAGAUUUGCAAGACGGUGUCCUGAGCCAUGGGGGCCUUCUUGGACAAACCGAAGACAGAGAAACACAAUGCUCAUGGUGCGGGCAACGGUCUGCGCUUUGGCCUUAGCAGCAUGCAGGGCUGGCGGGUAGAGAUGGAGGACGCACACACAGCCGUUGUGGGACUGCCGCACGGCCUGGAUGACUGGUCCUUCUUUGCGGUGUACGACGGUCACGCUGGCUCCCGUGUGGCCAACUAUUGCUCCAAACACCUGCUGGAGCACAUCAUAACCAGCAGCGAGGACUUCCGUUCAGGCCCUGACUCUGUGGAGGGUGUUAAAAGCGGCAUUCGUUCUGGCUUCCUGAAGAUCGACGAGUACAUGCGCAACUUCUCGGAUCUACGUAAUGGCAUGGACCGUAGUGGCUCCACGGCAGUCGGUGUGCUGGUGUCCCCCGAGCACCUUUAUUUCAUCAACUGUGGAGACUCCCGUGCCGUGCUAAGUCGUGCCAGUCAGGUCCGGUUCUCCACGCAAGACCACAAGCCGUGUAACCCACGUGAAAAAGAGCGCAUUCAGAACGCAGGAGGUUCUGUGAUGAUCCAAAGGGUGAAUGGUUCUCUGGCUGUGUCACGCGCACUGGGGGACUAUGACUACAAGUGUGUGGAUGGAAAGGGCCCCACUGAGCAGCUGGUAUCUCCGGAACCGGAGGUGUUUGAAAUCCCACGCGUUUCAGAAGAGGAUGAAUUUGUGGUGCUCGCCUGCGAUGGCAUCUGGGACGUGAUGAGCAAUGAGGAGCUGUGUGAUUUUGUACGUUCUCGGCUGGAGGUGUGGGAUGAUUUGGAGAAGGUCUGCAACUCUGUGGUGGACACCUGUUUACAUAAGGGAAGCCGUGACAACAUGAGUGUUGUUCUAGUAUGUUUCCCCAAUGCACCGAAGGUAUCAGAGGAGGCUGUCAAGAGAGAGGCCGAGUUGGACAAGUUCCUGGAGGCUCGUGUGGAGGAAAUCAUGGAGAAGUCAGGGGAGGAAGGCAUCCCAGAUCUAAGCCACAUCAUGCACAACCUCCGCCCUGAGAGCAUCCCCAACCUGCCACCGGGAGGUGGUCUCGCUAGCAAACGUAGUGUAAUUGAAGCCGUUUACAACAGGCUAAACCCACACAGAGAAGAAGAUGGGGACAGCCAGGGGGGAGCAGCCGGCGGUGAGGACGAAGAAGGCAGCUCCGCCACCGCCCAACUGCUGGAGGCACUACGACAGUUCCGGCUCAGUCACCGAGGCGAAUACCGCCAAGUGCUGGAGCAGGCGCUCUCCACUUACCGGCUGUCCUGUGGGACAGGUGCCACGACACGGACCGACCCCCAGGAGGAACCUCGCUCACCCCCACCGUCCCCGGCCACUGAACCCCUCAGCUCUGAGGAGGGACAGGACGAAGCUGCCACGUCACCAUCUCUGGACAAGAUCUCUGACGCCCCCACUGCAUGACCCUAAUUAGGACCCACUAAACCCAGCCCUGCUAUAUCAAACCCUUUUCCCCAGAUUGCUAGGUUGCUUUUGGCAACGAGCAGUUUCAGUGCAGGUUUUUGGUUGUCUUUAUGGAUUUGUAAAUAGCACUUUGGGUGUUUUUGUUUGGUUGGUUUAGUGAGCUCUGCACACAGUAAAAGUCGCAUACAGAGGAAGUUUUGCGCAAAAUUCUUAUCACUAAAAACCUGCUCUGCAACUGCAAGUGAGGUUAACCUUGGCAUAUCCCAGCUCUGUCUGCAGUAAGCACUUUCUCGUAUCUCUGCACUUAGCCUAGUUUUUUUUAAAAAUGAGACCUGGAUGUGUAAUCUAUUGAAGGGUUGAAGGGAUAGUUCACCCAAACAUAAAAAAAUUCUGUCACUUACACACACUCAUGUCAUUCCAAACCAGUAUAACUUUGUUCUAUGGAACACAAAAGAAAAUAUUUUGGAAAAAUGUCUGUUUAGUGUUUUGUUUAGUGUUUAGAUUUCUUUUGAUUUUUGUUUUUGUUGUGUUUGUUUUGUUUUUUUGUCCACAUACUGAGUCAUGUUUUGUACCCAAUUGACUUUCAUUACAUAGACAAAAAACAUUCUUAGAAAUAUCUUUCAGCAGAAGAAAAAGUCAUGCAGGUUUGUAAUGAACCUUGAAGGUGAGUAAAUGAUGAGUUUUCAUUUUUGGGUGAUCUGUCCUUUUAAGGAGAUUUGAAUACUGUCACACACCCCUGAAUGAUUUGACCAUCACCGUUUCACACCCAAAGAGUUUACCCAUGUAAGUAGUUGGGAGUGGGAAUGGUUUAAGUGGACAAUCUGGGCUGUGCCAAGAAUACACACAACUGUUUGCUCUCGUGCCAUGCGAUGCAUGUGUACUCCUUAUCCUGGGUUGUCUCGUGGUUGAUCAUAGUUAUAGGAUAUUAACGUACUGUAGUAAACAUCAGGUACGGCUUGAUUUGUGCUCUUUAAGUAGUGUGCUUGUGUGUGUGUGUGUGUGUGUGUGUGUGUGUGUUUGUGUGAAUCAAAUGUUUGAAAUGUGAUUAUGCGAGAUGAUUAACUGAUCAAAAGCAAUUCUUUCACCAUUUAAAAGGGAACUCUAAUGCUGUGUGUGUAUAUAUCUUCCUCUCUCUCCAUAUCUCUUCCAUAUCGAUUUAUAAUUUGAGCUGACCUCUUGAAUAUGAUUGUCCUGUGUCUGCUCUUUGAGUGUUCACAGUUAACUUUACUAUCCAGGUGUGUCCUUGAGGAAAAAGCACAAAAUGGAAAUGCACUGGCUUUAUAAGCAUGGACCGUAUGAGAUUACAGAAGCUUACACAAUCAUAUGUUCUUGCGAAUUCUCAUUUCUCCUGUUGUGCUGUUUUAUUCAGUCAAUGACUUUACAUUUGCAAUGUAAAAGGCAUUUGUUAAAGGGGACAAUACAGACUGCAUUACAUAAGAGAACUUACUGCAAUCUACACAUUAGGCAACGCUGCUACAUGAUCAUUUAUGAAUGUCUGUACUCUGCAGUAUUUGCACAGGGCUUCUUAUUGCACUUAUCUUAUUCUUAUGACCCAGGUUUUUGGAAAGCAAUCUAAAUUCUGUCCACAUGGAUUGUGUCAUACCGCAAGAAAUCUGUUCCAAACUGCUUUUGUGUUGUUUUCUUUGGCUGAUUUAUCAAGCCAUUUGAAGCUGAUUACUUUGAUUUGGAAGUUAAUGCAUAAUACAAACUGUGUAAUCUUCUUAACAGUUAGAGUAAGUGCAUGCAUAAUGCUGCCAUUGUUAUAUUAAACUCAUGUUACUAAUAUACCCCCUCAGCAGUAUCGAAGAGCUUUACUUAAUUGUCCAUUGAGCAGUAUUUCCAGGGCAAAGGUUUAUAUUUGUUUUGUUUCACGCUGAAGUUCUUUGAACAAAAUAAAUCAAAUUCAACUAUU